GGUGCGCUUGUCCUCGCCCGCCCCGGCCUGGACUCGGCUCGCUCAUUCCGCCGCCGCCGUCCGCAGACUCGGUCCCUGCUCAAGAUGGCAGAAGCUCACCAAGCUGUGGCCUUCCAGUUCACUGUCACCCCUGAUGGCAUUGACCUCCGCCUGAGCCAUGAAGCCCUCAAACAGAUCUGUUUGUCGGGACUGCAUUCCUGGAAGAAGAAAUUUAUCCGGUUCAAGAAUGGCAUCAUUACCGGUGUGUUCCCCGCGAGUCCCUCCAGCUGGCUGAUCGUGGUGGUGGGUGUGAUUUCAUCCAUGCAUACCAAAGUGGACCCCUCCCUGGGCAUGAUCGCAAAGAUCAACCGGACCCUAGACACCACCGGCCGCAUGUCCAGCCAGACGAAGAACAUCGUGAGCGGCAUCCUCUUCGGCACCGGGCUCUGGGUGGCGGUCAUCAUGACUAUGCGUUACUCUCUGAAGGUGCUGCUCUCCUACCAUGGCUGGAUGUUCGCAGAGCACGGCAAAAUGAGCCGCAGCACCCGGAUCUGGAUGGCCAUGGUCAAGGUCUUCUCAGGCCGGAAGCCCAUGUUGUACAGCUUCCAGACGUCUCUACCACGCCUGCCUGUCCCGGCCGUCCAAGACACUGUGAACCGGUACCUGGAAUCUGUGAGGCCACUGAUGAAGGAAGGGGACUUCCAGCGCAUGACAACGCUCGCCCAGGACUUUGCUGUCAACCUCGGACCCAAAUUGCAGUGGUAUUUGAAACUAAAAUCCUGGUGGGCCACAAAUUAUGUGAGUGACUGGUGGGAGGAGUACAUUUACCUUCGAGGCCGAGGCCCCCUCAUGGUCAACAGCAACUACUAUGCCAUGGAGUUGCUGUAUGUCACCCCAACCCACAUCCAGGCAGCAAGAGCUGGCAACACCAUCCACGCCAUACUGCUGUAUCGCCGAAAGGUGGACCGCGAGGAACUCAAACCCAUUCGUCUUCUGGGAUCCACAAUUCCACUCUGCUCUGCCCAGUGGGAGCGACUCUUCAAUACUUCCCGCAUCCCCGGGGAGGAGACAGACACCAUCCAACACAUCAAGGACAGCCGGCACAUUGUCGUGUACCACAGAGGCCGCUACUUCAAGGUCUGGCUCUACCACGACGGGAGGCUGCUGAGGCCCCGAGAGCUGGAGCAGCAGAUGCAGCAGAUCCUGGAUGACCCCUCAGAGCCGCAGCCCGGGGAAGCCAAGUUGGCUGCCCUCACCGCCGCCGACAGAGUGCCGUGGGCAAAGUGUCGGCAGACCUACUUUGCACAUGGGAAGAACAAGCAGUCCCUGGAUGCGGUGGAGAAGGCCGCAUUCUUCGUGACUCUGGACGAAUCGGAGCAGGGCUACAGAAAGGAGGACCCCGAGGGGUCUGUGGACAGCUACGCCAAGUCUCUGCUGCACGGCAGAUGCUUUGACCGGUGGUUUGACAAGUCCAUCACUUUCGUUGUCUUCAAAAACAGCAAGAUAGGCAUAAACGCAGAGCACUCCUGGGCAGACGCGCCCAUCGUGGGCCAUCUGUGGGAGUAUGUCAUGGCCACCGACGUCUUCCAGCUAGGCUACUCGGAGGAUGGGCAUUGUAAAGGAGACACCAACCCCAACAUCCCCAAACCCACCAGGCUGCAGUGGGACAUCCCAGGAGAGUGUCAGGAGGUCAUAGAGACGUCCCUGAGCAGCGCCAGCCUUUUAGCAAAUGAUGUGGACCUGCAUUCCUUCCCGUUUGACACCUUUGGCAAAGGAUUAAUCAAGAAGUGUCGGACGAGCCCUGAUGCCUUCAUCCAGCUGGCACUGCAGCUGGCACAUUACAAGGACAUGGGCAAGUUCUGCCUCACGUAUGAGGCCUCCAUGACUCGGCUCUUCCGAGAGGGGAGGACAGAGACCGUACGCUCCUGUACUAUGGAGUCCUGCAACUUCGUGUUGGCCAUGGUGGACCCCACGAAAACGGCAGAGCAGAGGUUCAAGCUGUUCAAGAUAGCUUGCGAGAAGCACCAGCACUUGUACCGCCUCGCCAUGACGGGCGCCGGCAUUGACCGCCAUCUCUUCUGCCUGUACGUGGUGUCCAAGUAUCUUGCCGUCGACUCGCCUUUCCUGAAGGAGGUUUUGUCUGAGCCAUGGAGGCUAUCCACUAGCCAAACUCCUCAGCAGCAGGUGGAGCUGUUCGACUUUGAGAAAUACCCUGACUACGUGUCCUGUGGAGGCGGCUUUGGGCCAGUUGCUGAUGAUGGCUACUAUGUUCUGCCCUGUCUCCUUCAGGACUCACACCGCUUUGGGAAGCACCUGAAACAAGCCAUGAUGGACAUUAUCAGCUUGUUUGGCCUCACCGUGAAUUCCAAAAAGUAAUCCUCCCGAGCCACGCAGAAGGAAAACAGACUUUUGUGAUGCAAACCAAAUGAAGAAUAGGUGUCACUCCUGACUGUAGGACAGGCAGGAAAUUGCUCUUAUCAAUCUCAGUUUUCCUUCUGGAAGGUUUACGGUCUCCCUAGAACAACAGUAGGGUCCUCAGUGUGAACUGUGACCCACUGCAUCCAGAGAUGGCCUGGCUCCAGGAAUACUGGACACACCCUGAAGUCUUUUGAAAGGCCUCCUGCUGGAUAAAAGGAUUAAAAUACUGGUGAAUUGCUGGAUUAUUGGGGUCGUAGCUCCACAGGUGUUGGAGGUGACAGAUUUCCUCAGUGGUGAGCCUAUGAAUACCUGGGACUUGAAGGUGCCCGGCUUCACCCAGGCAAUGCAGAUGUCACCUAGUGGAAAGAGAAGUGUCUUCGGAGCCAGUGGAAGUUAACAGCUGUAGCUAACACACAUGUAACACACUAAUGGAAUAUUUGGGCCUGGGGAGUAAGGUUCUGCUGUCAGUGACAGCCAUCAUCCCUUGAGAGUCCAAAUUUGGCUCCACAUUCCCAGGAAGCAGAACACCACCUCAGUAUUGCCAUCCUCCCGUGUCUUCAAACCCCAGUGCCUUAAAGACGGGAGCCCCUUGCGAGUGGGGCUGUUCAGAAGUCUCAUCAUCUGUGAAGUCUUUGGGUGGAUAUGUGAGGAUGUUGCUUUUCUGCAGAGGGAUGCCCCCAGGUAAAUACUUCCCCCAGCCCUAGAAAGGACACCUUGGUCCCUGGAAAAGGCAGCGAUGCUGGAGUCUCAUUGCCCGCCAGGUCCACACUGUGACAGCCGUGUGUCGUCAGAGGGGCUGAGGAGCUUGGCAGGAACAGGCCGCAUAGCUGGAGACAAGGUGGCAAGGGGAGUGGGGCCCUGGUCACUGAGUCAGGAACACUGGCACAGGCAGCCUCGUGGCAGCCAGGAGACACAGAUCCUAGACAUCAACGGGCUUACCUUCUAAUCCUACCCAACCAGAGAGGCCUGCUCUCAGAUUCCACAGAAGACUAGGUCCUUUUGGCGACAGACUCAGGGGUCUCAAAUGAUGGGUGCUUUGUACCCAAAUGCCAUCCUCCAGUGGGAGUGCCUUUCUUGAAAGCACCUGGUGGACUGCAAGGCAACUCUGCACCAAAGUCUGUUUGGUGUUUGGUGUAGCAUAAUGGCGUGACCUCCCCUGCCCGUCACUGUACUGUCCUGACAAGCUUAGCUGUUCCUAUUUUAAAUCAUGUAUUUAUUUUUUUUCUGACCACUUCCAGUGCCCCUCUGGCCUUGCUUGAUUCCUGCCCCUGUGCCAGCAGUAGCACAAAAGUGAGGGGCGGGGUGACAGGAAGUGCCAAGAGGUGCUGGCUAAACAGCUUAUGCAUGUGUUAUGGAUAUACAUACAUGUAUGAAUUUUGUAAUCUAAAAAAAAAAAAAAACCAUGCCUAAAAGGGCCAAAGUUUUUUUUUUUUCCUAUUAAAAACAAGCAAACAAGGCACAUUAAAUAAAAAAAGCAGAAACAAUUUAAACUAAUUCAGAGCCACCUAACUCUCGCUGUUCAUGAGCACUGACCAACCUGUGUUGCCCCAAGUAGCUCUGCUGGUGUCCAAGCGUUACAUUCCUCUCUCAGCUUCCACUGUCCUUGCUGCUCCAGGUAACUGCUGAGCAGUUACCAGUGCAGUUUUGUAUUCCUUACAAGGCGGAAGGGUGGGCUUUCACUGUAUGUGUCGGAAGGAGGUGGUAAGACUAUUACGUAUUUAAUUUAAUGUGGAACAAAACAGUCUUACCGUGGCCAAGAUUUACAUUUGGGAUUCUGCUCUGUCCAUUGCAUGUAAAUACCAUAUGCUGUCUGAAUAUAAAUCUUAGAAACGCAUGUGUGAGCCAACGUAGCUGACCAUUAAUAAAGCAUUAAUCCUGUCUACUAUA
Messenger RNA from Psammomys obesus (fat sand rat), 4284 nucleotides. RefSeq names its product carnitine palmitoyltransferase 1A (gene Cpt1a). Gene Ontology annotation, cellular component: mitochondrion. NCBI's taxonomy places the organism in Eukaryota, Metazoa, Chordata, Mammalia, Rodentia, Muridae. The transcript is spliced from 19 exons. The coding region runs from base 85 to 2355 and encodes 756 amino acids. Gene Ontology annotation, biological process: fatty acid metabolic process; carnitine metabolic process. Gene Ontology annotation, molecular function: carnitine O-palmitoyltransferase activity. The record is from RefSeq and is a predicted model, not a curated record.